Messenger RNA from Aspergillus ochraceoroseus IBT 24754, 1080 nucleotides. Its product is annotated as ACP S-malonyltransferase. The transcript is spliced from 2 exons. Gene Ontology annotation, cellular component: mitochondrion. Gene Ontology annotation, biological process: fatty acid biosynthetic process. Bases 1 to 1080 code for a protein of 359 amino acids. NCBI's taxonomy places the organism in Eukaryota, Fungi, Ascomycota, Eurotiomycetes, Eurotiales, Aspergillaceae. Gene Ontology annotation, molecular function: [acyl-carrier-protein] S-malonyltransferase activity. The record is from RefSeq and is a predicted model, not a curated record.
AUGUUGCGCACAGCUCUUUUCUUUCCUGGUCAUGGAGUACAACGGGUUGGCAUGGCCAGCGCUUGGGUCCAUAGAUUCCCAGACAUUGCGACGAAAUUCUUAGAUGAGAUGGACUCCAUAUUAGGGCUUCGACUGUCUAGAAUUAUUGCGGAAGGCCCGAAUUCGGAGCUGAACAAGACUGAAAAUUCCCAACCCGCUAUCAUGGCAACCUCUAUAUUGAUUCUUCGAAUACUGGAAAGACGGUUCGGCUUCGAUACAAAGGCGCGUGUGGAUGUAACUCUGGGACACAGUUUGGGGGAAUUUUCUGCGCUGGUCGCAGGAGGGUAUCUUAGUUUUAGCGACGCCUUGAAAUUAGUUCGGCGCCGAGCUGAAAUAAUGUCCGAGUGCACACAAAAGGCGUCCGAGAAGUCUGGCGAGACUUACGGCAUGGUUGCAUUGGUGUGCGAACCGGAGCAUUUGGAUGGCUUGCUUGCUACUAUCUACGAAUUCCUGAGCCUUUCGCCGUCAGACCUACACGAUGACUCCGCAAGCUGCGGAUUACCGCCCAUCCAGCAAGUGAUGGUCGCAAACAUUAAUUCUAAAAACCAGAUAGUACUCAGUGGCAGUAUUGAGAGGAUCAGGACUCUUUUGGUUCAACUUCGCCAGUUUGGUGGUCAUGACCCCCGUGCAGUGUGGCUGAAAAGCGAAAGCCCCUUCCACAGCCCCAUAAUGGCACCUGCCGCUGUGUAUAUGAGGGAAGCUCUCGAGCAAAUUCAUAUAAAUUUCCCAGCCAAUAUGCCGUGUGUAUCGAAUGUGUCCGGUCUACCAUUUCCUUCCAAGCAUAAACUCAAAUCGCUACUGUCGCAACAAUGCGUGGACACUGUGCGAUGGUGGGAUAGUAUUCGGUACCUGGAUCAGGAGCGGGGUGUGAAAAGGUGGAUUGGAAUCGGACCAGGAAAGGUUGGGAGAAAUCUGGUUGGAAAAGAGGUUGGAAGGGUUGUGGCUAAGGGAGGUGGUGUCUGGGCCAUCUGUGAUCCUCGUGAAGUUGAGGACACCCUUGCUGCCCUUGAAAAGACGGAGGUUGAUGUUCUACAGGACUGA